AUGCUCCCGCGGCCCCUGCGGCUGCUCUGGGACCCGAGCCCCCCCGGGGGAGUGGUGCUGAGCAGCUUCCGGAGCCGAGACCCCGAAGAGGGUGGGGGCCCCGGCGGCCGGGGCGCGGGCGAGGGGCAGGAGGAAGAGGAGGAGGAGGAAGACGAGGCCCCUGUGUCUGUCCGGGAUGAGGAGGAGGAUGGUGCCACCUUUACUGUCACAAGCCGCCAGUAUCGGUCUCUUGAUCCCUUGGCCCCGACACCUCCCCCGCGGUCCUCCCGAAGGCUCCGAGCUGGCACCCUGGAGGCUCUGGUCAGACACCUGCUAGAUGCCCAGACGGCAGGGGCCGAUGUGACCUUCACAGCAACCUUCCUGGCCACCCACCGGGCCUUCACCUCCACGCCUGCUCUGCUCGGGCUUAUGGCUGACAGGCUGGAAGCCCUUGAGUCCCAUCCUACUGAUGAACUAGAGAGGACAAAAGGGGUAGCCAUCUCUGUGCUGUCAACCUGGCUGGCCUCUCACCCUGAGGAUUUUGGCUCUGAGGUCAAGGGUCAGCUUGACCGGCUUGAGAGCUUCUUGCUUCGGACAGGGUCCCGGGUGGACCCCCAGCCCCCCGACCUUCCUAAGCCCCUGGCCCUCCCCGGCGAUCCCCCUGCUGACCCCACGGAUGUCCUGGUGUUCCUCGCUGACCACUUGGCCGAGCAGCUGACCCUGCUAGAUGCGGAGCUGUUUCUCAAUCUGGUUCCCUCUCAGUGCCUGGGGGGCCUGUGGGGUCACAGAGACCGGCCGGGACAUUCUCACCUCUGCCCAUCUGUGCGAGCUACUGUCACCCAGUUCAACAAGGUGGCAGGGGCCGUGGUCAGCUCUGUCCUGGGGGCCAUCUCAACCGGGGAGGAGCCUGGGGAGGUGACCAUACGGCCACUCCGGCCGCCCCAGAGGGCCCGGCUUCUGGAGAAGUGGAUCCGAGUGGCCGAGGAGUGUCGUGUACUCAGAAACUUCUCUUCAGUUUACGCCGUGGUGUCGGCCCUGCAGUCCAGUCCCAUCCACAGGCUUCGGGCAGCCUGGGGGGAAGCAGCCAGGGACAGCCUCCGGGUUUUCUCCAGCCUCUGCCAGAUUUUCUCCGAGGAGGAUAACUACUCCCAGAGCCGGGAACUGCUCCUGCGGGAGGCGAAAGCACAGCCCCAUCUGGAGCCCAAUUCCAAGAAGACCCCCAAGUCUGGCUCCCGGGGUGGGGGUGUGGUCCCAUACCUUGGCACCUUCUUGAAGGACCUGGUGAUGCUGGAUGCGGCCUCCAAGGAUGAGCUUGCGAAUGGAUACAUCAAUUUUGACAAGCGGAGGAAGGAGUUUGCUGUCCUUUCUGAGCUGAGGCGGCUCCAGAAUGAAUGUCGUGGCUAUGACCUGCGACCCGACCCUGACAUCCAGCAGUGGUUACAGGGGCUGCGGCCACUGACAGAGGCCCAGAGCCAUCGAGUGUCGUGUGAAGUGGAACCACCUGGUUCCGGUGACCCUCCUGCCCCUCGAAUGCUUCGGCCUACGCUGGUCAUCUCGCAGUGGACAGAGGUUCUUGGCUCUGUUGGGGGUCCCACCCCGCUUGUCUCCUGGGACCGGCCCAAUGUUGGAGAUGAGGUGCCUGGAAACCCUGCUCCUCUGUUGACUCGCCUGGCCCAGCACAUGAAGUGGCCGUCUGUGUCAUCUCUGGACUCCGCCCUGGAAAGCUCUCCGUCCCUACACAGUCCGGCGGGCCCCAGCCACCUCUCCCCGCCGGCCUCCUCUCCCAGGCCUUCUCGAGGUCACCGCCGCUCAGCUUCCUGUGGCUCCCCACUCAGUGGGGGCGCAGAAGGGGCCUCCAGGGGGCCUGCAUCCGGGGGAGGGGGCUCUGGGCCAGGGGCUUCUGAUUGUCGAAUCAUCCGAGUCCAGAUGGAGCUGGGGGAAGAUGGCAGUGUCUACAAGAGCAUCUUGGUGACAAGCCAGGACAAGGCUCCAAGUAUCAUUAGUCGUGUCCUUAAGAAAAACAACCGUGACUCCGCAGUGGCUUCGGAGUAUGAGCUGGUGCAGCUGCUACCAGGGGAGCGAGAGCUGUCCAUCCCACCCUCUGCCAACGUCUUCUACGCUAUGGACAGAGCUUCACAUGAUUUCCUCCUGCGGCAGCGGCGAAGGUCCUCCACUGCUACGCCUGGCCUUGCCAGCGGCCCCUCUGCCUCUGGAACGCCCCCAAGUGAGGGAGGAGGGGGGUCCUUUCCCAGGAUCAAGGCCACAGGACGCAAGAUAGCCCGGGCACUGUUCUGA
Messenger RNA from Pipistrellus nathusii (Nathusius's pipistrelle), 2274 nucleotides. Lineage: Eukaryota; Metazoa; Chordata; Mammalia; Chiroptera; Vespertilionidae. The record is from the annotation of a GenBank genome assembly.